Myotis davidii is the source of this 765-nucleotide messenger RNA. RefSeq lists its product as uncharacterized. The record is from RefSeq and is a predicted model, not a curated record. The annotation marks the transcript as partial. NCBI's taxonomy places the organism in Eukaryota, Metazoa, Chordata, Mammalia, Chiroptera, Vespertilionidae. The transcript has a single exon.
ACUCGCUCUGAUCAAGGCAGGAAGAUCAAACACAAAGCCUCUGAGUCUAUCAGUGAUGCUCCCAAGGCCAAGAUCAAGCCCGAGAGCCCAGACUGUGUGUUUGUGGGAGAACUGGUUCCUUGCAAUGCUGCAGCUGGUGGCAGGGCUCCUUCGAACAUGGCCAAGCAUUCUAACAGCAAACCGCAGAAAGCUGCAGCCAGCAGCACCAGCAAUACUAAGAGCCAUGGGCAGGAAAACACCAAAAGAAACAAGGAAGACUCCUCCCAGAGAGCUGAGGAGCGGAAGCAGUCAGGGAACAAAGUCAAGGCCGAGGAGAAGCCAGCCAUUCCCAAGAGGAAGAGGAAGAAAAGUCAUCCUGAGCUGCCACAAGAGGCCAUCAAAAAGCCUCGCAGCAGCCUCGGUAUGCACAUGCUGGAGUCUGUGCAGGUUUUCCAUGCACUGGGCAAGAAGAGUGAAGAGAAAGCUGAUCUGUCUUCCUCACGGGCCCUGGGAAACUCAAGCAACCCCAAAGACCCCCAGCCAGGCCAGGCUACCAAACCAUGGCUGGAUACGCCCCGUGAGGGCAAAGGUCCUGUGAAAACUCAAGUCAAACCCCAAAAACGAUAUGGAAGUGCUGACAAAGGGUCUCCACCUCCAUCCCAGGAUAAGCUGCCUUCUCCCGGAAGGUCAAGUUGGUGCCAUUGGUUUUUCCAACCAUGGACAAACCUCAAGCUCGACCUGUUCCUCGAAGGCCAUAGUCUCUGGCAUCACUUUGGCCUGCUGUGA